UCCAGUGGUCGAAUCCAUCGCAGGCAGCGAGUCUCGGGCACGGUCUCUGGUUUGUGCAGGGACAGUUUGAACGUCGUUCUUUCACUUCAUACAUACUUAAUUUGGCUGUCUAGCGCUAGUGCCACUCAUUAUCGACGUAUACUUGUGACUUCCAACGCUCUCUCUUUUCAGCUGAACGUAAUGGGCAAGAAAAAAUCUGGUAAGUGGCAAAAGAAUGAAGGUCGAACGGUCUUGGGAUCCGACGACGAAGCCCUUUAUUCGGAUUUGGAGCAGCCCGAUGAGAAAUCGAACGAUCACCUGCAAGACGCGGUGGACGCAUUUCAUGCUGACCGCGAUAAGGUGCUGCUCGAUGAUUCGGACGCCGAUAGCUCGUCAGGGCAAGAGGAAGAAGUUCUUUCGUUAGGCGAAGACGAUGAUGACAGCGAUAAUGACCUCGAUUUGGACGAGUCCGAAGACGAACUUGGCCCAAUUAGCGAGGCCCAUGCGAGGAGUCUCCAAAAGGACGAUAUGGCAAGCGACAUCGAAGAUGAAGAAGAUGGCCUGCCUGACGUGAAAGCGUGGGGAAAGAAGAAAUCGACCUACUACCACACAGACUUCGUCGAUGAAGACUACGCAGGUAUCACCGAGGAUGCAGCCGAGCUUGCAAGACUAGAAGAACAAGAAGCCCGUGCACUUCAGAAGCGGCUUGUCGAGCAACUGGACGAGGAAGACUUUGGACUCGAUUUAUUCCAGCUGCCAAAAGAAGACACUGCAGAGGUGUCCGAGAAGAUUUCAAAGGACUUGUCAAAACUUUCCAAGCGGGAGAAAUUGAAGUUGCUAUCCAAAGACAGCGCGGAACUGCUUGAGCUUGUGGACGACUUCAAGGCGAAGAUGAUAGAGCUACGAGACACAAUUUUGCCCCUGGCCAAACUGGUUGAUAGUGGAAAGGUUAUCUCCAUGCCAGCAAUUGAGUACGUCAACCUGAAGAGACAGCUCAUUGUACAGUACUGCACAAACAUUACCUUCUACAUGAUCCUGAAGGCCAAACGAGUGCCUGUCGCAAACCACCCUGUGAUCAAAAGACUCAUUUCCUUCAGAAACCUUCUGAAGCAACUGGAGCCAGUAGACAAACGGCUGGCCACUGAAGUGAACAUAUUGUUGGACAAGUUAUCGAAGGGUGAAGACAUUGUGCCAUUGACUGCAUCAGCAACAAAGCCACAGCAAAAGCCUAAACUAAGGAUCACUCAACAGGUGCAGUCAAAUGCAUCUGGCAGCACUAAAGAAGCUCCAAAAGGAAGUCCAGUGAAACAGGACAAGAAGCGCAAGAACACUGAGGAGGAGCAGGCGAUCCUCGACAUGUACGCAGAGAUGCGGAAAAAGUCGCGGUUCGAGGGUAGCUCUGGCAGCGAGGAGGAAGAGGAAGAAGAUGUCGAGCUGGAGCCUUUUGAUGGUGAGGAUCAAGAACAACUUGAAGACGAGGAAGAGGGUGGAGAUGACAGGCGUGGCAUCACAUACCAGAUUGCCAAGAACAAGGGCCUGACAGCCAAGCGAAAGAAGGAGUACCGCAACCCACGUGUGAGGCACAAGAUGAAGUACCGCAAGGCAAAGAUCAGCAGGAAGGGACAGGUACGAGAGGUGAGGACGGAGCUUCAGAAGUACGGUGGAGAGUUGUCCGGCAUCCGUGCCGGUGUGACACGCAGCAUCAAAAUGAAGUGAAGGGAGGACCUGUGAUCUGCCAAAUUAUUUCUUGUGACAAGCUGUUGAUGAAGAGGUGCUUUUGGUUGACAUUUUUUUUUUGUUGUUGUUUCAGAUGGAAAAUAUAAAAAAACUU
This is a messenger RNA of Rhipicephalus sanguineus (brown dog tick), 1810 nucleotides long. Its product is annotated as something about silencing protein 10-like. The record is from RefSeq and is a predicted model, not a curated record. Gene Ontology annotation, biological process: maturation of SSU-rRNA from tricistronic rRNA transcript (SSU-rRNA, 5.8S rRNA, LSU-rRNA). The transcript is spliced from 16 exons. The coding region runs from base 181 to 1695 and encodes 504 amino acids. NCBI's taxonomy places the organism in Eukaryota, Metazoa, Arthropoda, Arachnida, Ixodida, Ixodidae. Gene Ontology annotation, cellular component: small-subunit processome; nucleolus.